Cladophialophora carrionii CBS 160.54 is the source of this 3477-nucleotide messenger RNA. RefSeq lists its product as uncharacterized. The coding region runs from base 1 to 3477 and encodes 1158 amino acids. Gene Ontology annotation, molecular function: DNA ligase (ATP) activity; DNA binding; ATP binding. Lineage: Eukaryota; Fungi; Ascomycota; Eurotiomycetes; Chaetothyriales; Herpotrichiellaceae. Gene Ontology annotation, cellular component: DNA ligase IV complex. The transcript has a single exon. The record is from RefSeq and is a predicted model, not a curated record. Gene Ontology annotation, biological process: DNA recombination; double-strand break repair via nonhomologous end joining; nucleotide-excision repair, DNA gap filling.
AUGCCCUUCAAAUUCAAAUAUCUUGUCCAACUCCUCGAGGAUCUUGACUCAGCCCGAAGAGACUCACACAAUGUGAUCUCGGUGCGCCCGCCCAAGCGGGUUACGCCGAAGCUGGGUCAGCCCGGCCAGAUCAUUCGAGAAUGGUUCAAGCGACACGAAGCCGACAUCGUCCGCAAGGGGCCAUCCGCUGUUGCCUUGCUCUCCAGCCUGCUCCUGCAUCGGUCGCCCCAUCGUGUCUACGCUUUGCAGGAGAAGAGGCUGACCAGUGUCAUGUGCAAGGUGCUUGGCCUUCCCGAGGAUCGCGGUCGUGGGCUGCAACUGCACCAAUGGCAGAAAACAGCCAUGGACUUUGCGACCUGUGUUGAACAGCUUGUGGCUGACGCCGGCUUUGACCGCCCUAGCCCCGACCACGAGGUGACCCUCGAGGAAAUCGACCACGCAAUGGAACGAUUAGCAGAACGUUCAAACUUCGACGAGAAGGCCCACCUCCUCAAGCGCAUAUUCUGGCGGCUGAAUUGCAGCGAGGCCAAAUGGCUCGUGCGGAUGAUCCUGAAGACCUACAACCCUGUCGAGAUCCCCGACCAUCUGGUUCUGAGCUGCUUUCACUUCCUAUUGCCGCAGAUUAUCCAUUUUCGGAAUUCGCUUGCAGACGCCAUCGAGGUUCUCCAGACGCCAGAACUUGCAUCAAUUCCCCAUGACCCACCGGAGGACCUGCGACCUCAAUACCGUCAGGAAUGCGCCCGGCACGUCAGACCUAGACUUGGCAUUCCAUUGCAGCGACAGGAAUUUGUGCAGGCUAGAGGCAUCGGAAGCUGCAGUAGAAGUGCCAACCAGAGAACCAUGAGUGUCGAGCGCAAAUAUGACGGCUGGUACGUGCAAGUUCACAUCGACGUGUCGAAGGGCACAGACCGGAUACAAAUCUUCUCCAAACGCAGCAAGGAUCUCACCGGCCCUGCCUGGCGUCUACAUGAUGCCAUCGAGGCCGGCUUGCGCCUUGGCCAGCCAUCCUGCGCCAUCGCUCGAGGUUGCAUUCUUGAGGGUGAAAUGCUGGUCUGGAGCCGCAGUGGACGAGCUAUCCAGCCGUUCUGCAAGAUUCGGAAAUACAUCGACAUCAAUGGCCGGACUAUCGGCACCGCGACCGACUCACCCAAAUCAACCGACGAGCAACUGAUGGUAGUCUUCUACGACUGCUUGUUGCUCGAUGACUGGAAUCUGGCAUUCGAACCUCAUCUUGUGCGACGACAGCAGGUACAGCGCAUCGUCACCCCUGUGGAGGGCCUGGCUCAAAUUGGCGACCGCCAUGUGAUCAACUUCGGUCCCGCAAGUGGGAAAAAGCAACUGCUGGAGUAUUUCGCUUACGCUGUUACUGAAAGGUGGGAAGGUCUCGUCCUGAAGGGGUGUGAAGACCCUUAUUUCUCGACGGGUUGGCACAACAAUACAAUCAAGUUGAAGAAGGAUUAUAUCAAGGGAUGCGGCGACCGUGCCGACCUUUGCAUUGUCGGUGGGCGUAAAGAUGCCGCAGACGCGGAAAAGAUUGGUCGCUCGCUCCGGUGGACGACCGUGCACUUGGCCUGCCUGAAGAACAAAGAGGACGUCAUACGAUACCGGGCAAGACCAACUUAUCUGGUCCUCGCUGAGGUCACGCGUCCUUGCAUCCCCGAGGACAUGCUCCUGGACCUCAAUCGAAGAGGCAUAGGUCGAUGGGUGCCAUUUGCCUAUAAGUCGGACCGUCUGAAUGUCGAAAUCGACCAGCCAGAGCUACGACGCAACCCUCCCACCGACCUAUUUCGGGAGCCAUUCAUCGUCGAGGCCAUAGGGGCAGGCUUCGACAAGCCGGAAGAUGCCUCAUACUUUACUUUACGGUUUCCACGGGUUGAUAAAAUGCAUUUCGAUCGUGGUGUGACUGAUACUCACUCUUUCGAUGAGUUGCAGGAAUUGGCAAGGACGAGCUUCGAACCUCCGAGCGCCGAAGAACAAGAAGAGAUGGAGUGGUACAAACGGUUGAUUCGAGCUGAGCCGAAGAAGAACCAGCAUAUUUACCUCCAAUCACAGUCUCAAGAUACGUCAACUUCAUCAAGCGCAUCGCCGUUCAAUGUUACAGAGUGCACGCCUACUCCAUCAGCAAGGCAGAGUGUUGUAUCUCCCAUGGUCCCCAGUCAACAAGUGAAGCUGAAGAACCUUGUAUACGAUGAAUCUCCUUGCCAACCAGUACACAGUCAAUUGUCUUUAUCAACCGCCAGGACCAAAGCAGACACGCCAACAGUGCUUGAUACCGUGGCCGUCGAACUUACCAGGCAGACGACGUUUCCACCGCCUCUCAGCAGUCGUGUUACUGACGGAUCUCCAGCGCAAUCGACGGCCGGCGCGUCCAUGCCAUCUCCUCUUCUUGGAACCUCUACUAGCGGUAAUAGACUAGUAAUCCCGUUAGUCACCCCUCCUCAACUUCGACGAACCCACACAGAUGAAACCUCAAGGGGGGUUAAGCGCAAACUGGCACGAUCAGACACAUUACCUACAACCACCAAGCGAGCAAGGGAGGAUCCGAACCAACAACCGCCUAACUUUUCACCGCCGACUGCGACCGGAACCUCAUCUCAACGUCCAAUCAAGCCAUUCUUUCAAAACCGCCCGGCGUCCGUCAUCACGAAGCCGCGCCAACCCCUCCUGGAACUCGAGAACGUGUCGCCAACGCGUGGCUUGAACAAGACGGCCACCUCCCCAAGAAAGACGCACUCGCCCCGCAACAGAGCCAAAGAAUGCAACGCAGCCACAACCCUCGGGAAGACAACCACAGCAGCAAGCACGACAGGAAGUCAAGCUUCCCAACCGUUGCCGCCGCUCUUACAACCGCAACCGCAACAGCAAUCGCACUUCCCCCUGGACAAGACGAUCUGCAAGACCCUCUGGCCCGACUCGCCGAAGUAUAUCGACUCCCCAGAAGACCCACACCACAUCUACAUGGUGCUAGUGGCUUCGGGAUCCGCCCUCUCUCCAACGCUGGUCCACGACUUGAGGAGACAAAUCUUCCAAGCGUACCGGAUAUAUUGGAAUGGGAGGACCGUGGAUAUGGUUGAGGAAGGAGGCCAACGACACGCAGACGGAUCUGGAGAGAGCGAUAGUGAUAGAAAAGAUACGGUUACAACCAGCAAUAGCCGGCCCGCCAUCCAAGCCCAGCGCCGAGUCAUCCUCUUUUAUGAGGACGGUAUCUCGCAGUACCUCGGCAGCAAUGAUCUGUCAGGAAAUGGGACUGGCACAGGCACAGGCACAGGGACAAGCACAAGCACAGGCACAAGCACAAUCGACCUACAAUCCAUCUUGCCUAGAGUUGAGACGAAACAGUUCUUCAUCCGAGCCUUGGAACUCACGACGCGGGAUGACAAAGAGGAGGUGCCGAGGUCGCGCGACAUUUCGAGCUGGAAGGAGGCGAUGAAGCUGGUAAGCGAUAUGCCGGGCGGGAUGAUGCUGUACAUUGAUUGA